AUGGACAAAAGUUGGAUGACGAAGUGGAGAGGUUCGAGGGAGUAUAUGGAAGGGGCCGAAGCGUUCGUGAAGUAUGCAGUUACGAAUUCCAAAAAUAAAAAUUCAAUUGUAUGUCCAUGCAAGAAGUGUGGUUUGAACAGGAGCCUACGGCCAGAAGAAGUAUAUGACCAUUUGACCGGUGGAAGGGGAAUUAUGCCUAAUUACACUGAAUGGAUUUGGCAUGGGGAGAAGAUUAGGGCUCCUGUACCUAAUAAAGUACGUGUUGUUGAAUCUCCUAAGCCGGCUCCGACUGCAAAUAUUGUACCAAUUCUCGAUGAGUCAAGAACGAUGCAGUCCAUGUUGCAAGAUGUUUUUGGCAUACAUAGUACUCGGGCAGACGAUGAUGAGUGUCAAGUGGAAGUGGAAGCCGAUUAUGUACCUGAAGCAGUUGAUGAAGAGAUCGAUGAGAGUGCCAAGAAAUUCUACAACUUGGUUCAGGAUGCAGACAAGCCACUUCAUGAUAAAACACGAUAUAGCAAAUUGUCAGCUAUUGUUCAUCUAUACAACUUGAAGUGUGUGGGUGGACUCAGUAAUACGAUUUUCACAUUGUUGCUUGAGUUCAUCAAUGAGAUAGUACCAACAGAUGAGCCAGCUUUUCCUAAAAGUAUGUAUGAGACAAAAAAAUAUUUAAGAGACUUGGGACUUGGAUAUGAAAAGAUUCCGGCUUGUCGAAAUCAUUGUAUGUUAUUCUGGAAGGAAAAUGAGAAGUUAGAUACAUGUACAGUGUGUGGAGCAUCAAAGUGGAAGGACGAAAUUACUGAAGAAGAUGGGUCAUCCCGAACAUUGAAGAGACGACCGGUAAAGGUGUUGCGGUGGUUUUCAUUGGCUUCAAGAUUGCAAAGGUUGUACAUGUCACAACAUACCGCUUCCCACAUGAGGUGGCACGCUGAUGGGCGCACAAAAGACGGUGUGCUCAGGCAUCCGGCAGACGGUGAAGCUUGGAGAACAUUUGAUACACUGCACCCAAACUUUGCAUCAGACCCACGAAAUGUUAGGCUUGGUCUAGCGUCGGAUGGUUUUAACCCUUUUGGGAACAUGAGCACAAGCCACAGUACUUGGCCUGUUAUGUUGGUUCCAUACAACCUACCUCCUUGGAUGUGCAUGAAACAACAGUAUUUCAUAUUAUCUAUGAUUAUUUCAGGCCCAACUGCACUAGGAAUGAAUAUAGAUGUCUACCUACAACCUUUAAUAUCUGAGUUACAGGAGUUGUGGAAUGUAGGGGUACGGACAUAUGACAUAUCCAAGAAGAAGUCAUUUGUUAUGCGGACAGCAUUGAUACGAUGGUUGUCUGCCGAUCAUAAGUGGCGACAUAUGGCAAGAACCUUUGACGGUAAACAAGAGCUGGGUGUUGCGCCUGUUAUUCCAGAUGGUGGUGAAAUCCUACGACAAUUACAGGGAUUUGAUGUUCAUGAAGACAUAAGAAGAGACAAACGACAAAAAACUGUGCAGCAAGGUCAUGGGGCAAAUGAGACCGUGGUAUGGAAAAAGAAAAGUAUUUUUUUCACAUUGCCCUAUUGGAAGGAUAAUUUGUUACGACAUAACCUUGAUGUGAUGCACAUCGAAAAAAAUGUGAUGGAUAAUAUCAUUGGGACCCUACUGGACAUGAAAGUAAAAACAAAAGACAACCACGCAGCACGUUUGGACUUACGUAAAAUGGGUUUGAGAAAAACACUUCAUCCAUUCACAAACGAGAGAGGCAAAACAUAUAUACCAGCGGCGUGCUACACGAUGUCUAAGGAGGAAACAAUUAAUUUCUUAAAAGUGAUCAAAGAUGUUAGAGUACCCGAUGGAUAUGCCUCCAAUUUGUCCCGUUGCGUGAACCUUAAAGCCCGUACCAUUGUUGGUAUGAAGAGUCAUGACAACUAUAUACUCAUGCAACAACUGCUGCCAAUAGCUUUGCGUGGCUCCUUGGAAAAGAAGGUUGUGAAACCUUUGAUAGAGUUGUCUGCAUUUUUUAGGGGUAUAUGUUCAAAAACAUUGACGGAAGAAGAUCUAGCUCGACAUGAAGCUGAAAUCCCUAUCAUAUUGUGCAAGCUUGAACAAAUAUUUCCUCCGGGCUUCUUUACAAUUAUGGUUCAUGUUGUCAUACAUUUGGUUCGUGAAUGUCGACUUGGUGGACCAGUACACUGUCGGUGGAUGUAUCCAGUUGAGAGGUCCCUUGGACGAUACAAAUCCCCAGUGCGCAACAGAGCUACACCUGAGGGUUCUAUAGCGGAAGGUUACUUAGCGGAUGAAAUGAUCACAUUCUGUUCACGGUACUUAGAGAACGCACUCACAGUCCACAAUAGGCCUCAGAGAAACCCUGAUGAGGCUAGGGGAGCGGUUAACCAAAUGGACCAGACACGUAGAACUGAGUUAGGGGAUAAGCUUGUAUGGCAUUCUAAAGGGCCAAUUGAAACGGCCUUCGAAUAUAACCGAUAUGUAGUUAACGGCAAGCUGUUUCGCACUAUGGCCCAAGAUGAAGGAAAAACAACCCAAAACAGUGGCGUGUGUGUGCCUACAGUUGAUGGCGAUACCUAUUAUGGGAAGCUAACUCGAAUAAUAGAGGUAGAAUACUAUGACACGACUAGGUAUGUGCUAUUUAAGUGUGAUUGGGCGGACAUUAGAAAGGAUAGAGGAUGGUCGGAGGAUGAGUAUGGUAUGACACUUGUGAAUUUCAAAAACCUAAUACAUACGGGAGAUAACAUUUUGGAUGAUCCAUAUGUAUUAUCUUCACAAGUAUCCCAAGUAUACUAUGUCCAUGACGACAGGAACCCAGACUGGUGUUGCGUAGUAAGGACUAAACCGAGGAACGUGUAUGAUGUUGGUGAGGGAGAAGUGAACAAUGAUGAAGAUCUCAACUACCAUGAGAGUGAGCCAUUGAACUUGAACAUUAAUCAGGAUCCAAAUGAAGCUGAUUACGGUGAAGACAUUCAUUAUGCCCGUAGCAAUAUACCUGCGAUUGAAGUAGUACAACCACAAUAA
Alnus glutinosa is the source of this 3003-nucleotide messenger RNA. RefSeq lists its product as uncharacterized. NCBI's taxonomy places the organism in Eukaryota, Viridiplantae, Streptophyta, Magnoliopsida, Fagales, Betulaceae. The coding region runs from base 1 to 3003 and encodes 1000 amino acids. The record is from RefSeq and is a predicted model, not a curated record. The transcript is spliced from 4 exons.